UCGCUGUCUCGGCUAUUUACACUUACCCCAGCUAUGUGGGCGCUCACUGUGGCCACUUUGGGCAAUUUAACCCUAAAAGCUGCAAAACAAGAAGCAAAAAAAAAAUUGGAAAUUCCAAAGUAAAUCCGCUCGUGAUUUGAACUUCGGGCUCUUGGACACAAAACAAAAAAAAACACAGCAGAACCUUUGAUAAGGCAAGUGUAAAAUACUCGAAGACAUCUCCUUGGAAUCACCGAUAAGACCCUCUUCGAUAACUGUUUUUUUUUCUUUGUGGUAGAAGAGAAUUCUUGAGGAAAUUCCACUCUUCAAUAUCUCCACCUUGCAAAAAUGGCGCUUGCAGUUGUAGUGGUAAUGGAUAGCGGACUUUGGAAGCAGAGACAGACCGCAUGUUGGAAUUGUUGAUCUUUGAAACUAUCUCAUGUGCGCAAUGAAGGCAAUAAAAGUGAAAUCGCAUUUUCUUGCUUAACUCACACUAAUACACAGAAACAUCCAAAAGUCUCAUGUCAGUGGCUGUGUGCCAUUGCUGAAGCAAUAAUGAAUAAAAAGAAGAAAUACCAAAAAAGAAAAAAAAAAUAAACGUAUAAGCAUUUUCUCACAAUCGAGAAAAAAGAGAGAGCUCGCGCGCUUCUUUUUUUUCUUCUUUCGCAAUGGUGAUCAUUGAGCUGCUGUUUCUGUCUCUCCCCUCCACCCACCCCACUGAUGCUAUCUCACUCUCCCACUGCCAAUCUCACAAUGGAGUCUCUGGUCUGGGGAAGUGAGCUUGAGUUUGGCUUUGUGUUCCCCCUUUUCAGCAGUUUUAGCUUCUCUUUCUACGCGAUCGUGAGGCACUUUUGUUCCAUCAUCAAAUUUUCUUUCUUUUUUUCAUAGUCUUUCUCUCCCUUUUUGCUGCCAAAAAAACACCUUUAAACCUGUCUUCCCCUCCUCUUCUCCUCUAUUUCCAACCAAUCCACCAACUCCCCUCAUCUCGGACAAAACGAAGGAAAAUACCUCUUUCCCCUUUGAACCAAGAGAAAACUGUCAGAAGAAGGAUAUAACAAAGGUGACAGUUGGAGAGAUCCUUCUCAGCUACAGUGCUGCCAUCCUGAGGAUUCUCAUGCCGUCCACCCCAAAGUGUAGCUGAGGUGGAAAUAUGCCAACGGUGGCGUCGCGGAUGCUGAGUGAGCUUGAGCGUCGUGGUUUGACGCGCGAGCGAAUCUCAUGCGUCGUAGUAGCCCUGGCCCUUGGGGCCUAUACCGUCAAAGUGGCUGGAGGACCACUUAGACGUCGCCUGGGUAUUCGGACAGCCCCAAAAGCCACUCCGGACAACAAUAAUCUGCCAACGGACGAUGAGAAGGCCAUCAUAGAAGCUGAGCGUGUCCUAGCCAGUCAAUCUGGUGUCACUAGCAGUCAGCCUGGUCUCAAUAGGGAAUUUAUUGUGCAACUCAUUCAAUUGAUCCGAAUUAUGGUGCCGAAGGUGGUUUGCCGCGAAACAGCUCUAUUGGCAGCCCAUACGGUGUGUCUGGUAUCCAGAACCUUCCUCUCCAUCACCGUAGCCGCCAUGGAGGGUCGAAUGGUUAAGCAUAUUGUCCAGAGGGAUGUUAGAAAUUUUUCCCUAAUGCUCCUUCAAUGGCUGGGAAUUGCUGUACCAGCUACAUUUGUCAAUUCCAUGAUUAGGUACCUGGAAAAUCGAUUGGCACUGGCCUUUCGAACACGGCUCGUGAGGCAUGCCUAUAGGCUCUAUUUUAGUGAUCAGGUCUACUAUCGAUGUUCAAAUUUAGAUUCACGCAUUGAAAAUGCCGAUCAACGUUUGACAGAUGACAUUGCCACCUUUGCCAGUUCUGUUGCUCAUCUGUACAGUCACCUGACGAAGCCAUGCUUCGAUCUAUUACUGAUUGGCCUAGCCAUGGCACGUUCAUCGCAACGCAUGAAGGCUUCUGUGGUAUCUGGUCCGUUGUUGGCAUUUGUUGUCAUCAGUACAACAGCACACAUCCUCAGAAUUGUAUCACCGAAAUUUGGUCAAUUGGUAGCCGAGGAGGCAAAUCGCUAUGGCUACCUAAGGCACAUUCAUUCCCGUAUUAUAACAAAUGCCGAAGAGAUUGCCUUCUACAGGGGUCAUAGGGUUGAAUUGGCACAAUUGAGAGAGGCCUAUGAUCGACUAACACGUCACAUGAAUGUCAUAUUUGAGCAGAGACUGUGGUUUGUGAUGCUCGAGCAAUUCUUCAUGAAGUACGUUUGGAGUGGUACGGGAAUGGUGAUGGUUAGUCUACCAAUUCUAACAACAAAUCGUCAACAACGUGAUUCAGGUGGUGGUAUAAGUGAUAGAACACAGUAUCUGACAACAGCUCGUAAUCUACUCAUUUCUGGGGCUGAUGCCAUCGAAAGACUCAUGUCCAGCUACAAGGAGAUUGUAGCACUAGCAGGUUAUACUCAUCGUGUAGCUGAUAUGUUUCAGGUAUUUUCUGAGACACGACGGGGCCGCUAUACAAAAGUAAAAGUAGCCGAAAGUCGCAACAGUGCUCUGCCACUGGAAUAUGGUCCAGAUGGUCAACCUGUUGUUGCUGGUCGUGUAUUUAUUGAAGGGGCAUCCAUAUGUCUGUCCAAGGUGCCCAUUGUGACGCCCAAUUGUGAUAUCGUGGUGCCCAGCUUAACGGUAUCCAUCCAUCCUGGUCAACAUGUUCUCAUCACUGGUCCCAAUGGCUGUGGCAAAUCCAGUCUCUUUCGCAUCCUCAGCGGUCUCUGGCCCAUCUACGGCGGUGACCUGAGGAUUCCACCGGCUCUUCCGGAUAAACCCUGCAUGUUCUACAUCCCACAGAGACCCUACAUGAGUAUCGGUAGCCUUCGGGAUCAGAUUGUCUAUCCGGAUACACGGCAGGAUGUGGCCAGGAAGAAGGUGAAUGAGGAACAACUUAGAGAAAUUCUCCGAAUGGUAGCACUCGAGCACAUUGUCCAGAGAGACAAUCUCGAUGAGGUUAGGGACUGGAAGGAUAUACUCAGUGGCGGGGAGAAACAACGAAUGGCCAUUGCUAGACUUUUCUAUCACAGGCCACAAUUUGCUCUUCUGGACGAAUGCACGAGUGCUGUGUCCAUUGACGUUGAAAGUUCCAUCUAUGAACUGGCCAAGGGAAUGGGUAUCACCCUCCUGACUAUCACACAUCGUCCCACCCUCAGGCGCUUCCAUACCCAUCUCCUGGAGUUCGAUGGUCAAGGUGGAUGGAUCUUCCAACCGCUCUCUUCCUGAGAAAAACCAACGCAACACAGAAGCAGAAGCCUUUGAGGAAAAUUGGGAAAAUUUAAAGAUGGCUGGACAGGGUCUAAAGUGAACGUGGUGUUGUAAUUUUUGUUUAUUUUUUUUUUGUAUAUAUUUUCGGGAUUUAUCGACAAUUAUUCUCUAUUAUAUUUUAUUAUUUGUUUGUUUUUGUUUUGUUUAUCUCGAUGGAUUGACACAGGAAUGGAAUAAAAGUAUUUUUUAUGUAA
Molecule: messenger RNA, 3453 nt
Organism: Phlebotomus papatasi
Lineage: Eukaryota; Metazoa; Arthropoda; Insecta; Diptera; Psychodidae
Gene: ABCD
Product: ATP-binding cassette sub-family D member 1
Exons: 6
Coding region: 1130-3217 (695 amino acids)
Biological process (GO): long-chain fatty acid import into peroxisome; fatty acid beta-oxidation; very long-chain fatty acid catabolic process
Cellular component (GO): peroxisomal membrane
Molecular function (GO): long-chain fatty acid transmembrane transporter activity; ABC-type transporter activity; ATP hydrolysis activity
Source: RefSeq, a predicted model, not a curated record